AUGGCGGAAGAAAAAGCGCCCGAGGUCAUUGACUACACUCUCAACAACCCCGACACUCUGACCAAGUACAAGACUGCUGCUCAGAUUUCCCACAAGGUUCUCGAGGCCGUCGCUCCUCUCUGCAUUGAGGGUGAGAAGAUUGUCGAGAUCUGCCAGAAGGGUGACAAGCUCCUUGACGAGGAAAUCGCCAAGGUCUACAAGGGCAAGAAGAUCGCCAAGGGUAGGUUCCCAUUUCCCCUCCCCCGCCAGCUCCGAUGA
Penicillium cosmopolitanum is the source of this 258-nucleotide messenger RNA. RefSeq names its product Winged helix-turn-helix transcription repressor DNA-binding. The coding region runs from base 1 to 258 and encodes 85 amino acids. NCBI's taxonomy places the organism in Eukaryota, Fungi, Ascomycota, Eurotiomycetes, Eurotiales, Aspergillaceae. The transcript is spliced from 3 exons. The record is from RefSeq and is a predicted model, not a curated record.